Molecule: messenger RNA, 1000 nt
Organism: Dermatophagoides pteronyssinus (European house dust mite)
Lineage: Eukaryota; Metazoa; Arthropoda; Arachnida; Sarcoptiformes; Pyroglyphidae
Source: RefSeq, a predicted model, not a curated record
AAAUGGCCAGAUAUUGAUAAUCAUUAGCAAACAUUAACGAAUUGUUCAAUCAAUCAUGUUUUUCAUACAGUCAAUCAUAUUUUCUGCAAUUCUGCUUUCAUCAUUCUUUACUGUUUCUAUUUCUGUUAAUAAAAAGAAUGAUUUAAAAUAUAUUCCACAACAUCAACCAUUGACAUUGAUUGGUCAACAUGUACCACAAUUACCUGCCUGUCCAUCAGGUUUGACCUAUUCACCAAAAUAUUAUCGUUGUAUGCCCAAUUAUGUGUCGGCACCUGCACAUGUACCAGCCGUAGCUGAAAUUGAGAUUCAACCAACUUUUGUAGCUGCUAGCCAUCCGAAUCCAUAUGCAGCAAUAGCAUCUCCGGAAAUACCAGUUUUAGCUACAGUUGAAGUUGAACAAGAAUCAGUAGCACCUGAAAUCGAGCUGCAAUUGCAUGAAGAUCCUAUGACCAGUUUAGCUGAAUUACUCAAUCUUGUUUUAAUUAAAUUUGAUCGUAUUGAAAUGAAAUUAGAUGUAGCUGUGACCGGUGUCAAUGCAUUAAGUCAAGUAAUGGUUCAAGUUUUACCACAAUUGGCCCAAACAUGUCAAGUUAAUGGUGAGGGUGGCUUUGCUUCUUUUUUACCAUUUUUUGAUAAAAUGGAUUCCGAUCAACAGAAUGCAGCAGCUGCUCUUCAAUCAAUGUUAGAUCAUAAAAUGUUUGAGGCAUUCGAUUCAGAAGAUUCGCAAGCAUCAUUUUCUGAUAAAAUGGAUUCGACAAAUGAUAAUGAAAAACAAACGGAAAAAAUUGAAAAUGAACAAAAACAACCGGAAUCACUCGAAACAUCAACAAAUGACCAAAAGAAAACAGUUAAUCUCAAACAAAAUGAGCAAUUACGAAAAGAGCAAGAAUUAUGGCGAAAUAUUUUGGAAAAAAUUCGUCUACAAAUCAGCCGUAACAGCGAAAAUCUAAAAUCUAAAAUCGAAUCAAAAGAAUAAAUUUUUAUUUGAAAAAAAUUACAA